AUGGGAGGUAUGGGUAAGACUACCCUUGCUAAAGUUGUAUUUCAAAAAUUAUCAAAUUCUCAAUCAUUCGAUUGUUGCUGUUUCCUUGAAGAUGUUAGAAAAAUACAUAAAGGACCCAACGGAUUAGAUCAUCCUACUAUUUUUCAGAGACUUCGAUGUGUAAAGGCACUUAUUGUUUCGGAUGAUGUGGAUAGGUCAAUCCAAUUAGAAGCUUUUAUUAAUGGAUGUUGCGUACUUGCUCCUGGAAGCAGAAUCAUUGUUACAACUAGAGAUGAGCAAGUGCUUAAGACAGCAACCGAUAGUAUUCACAAGGUUGAGAGGUUAAAUGACAUUGAAUCUCUUGAGCUCUUCCGAUUAUGUGCUUUUCGUGAAAACUCUCCAACAAUUGAUUAUGAAAUGGUGUUAGAGGCAACAACAUAUGCUUAUGGGAACCCACUAGCCCUUAAGGUCUUGGGCUCUUCCCUUUGCCGUAGACCUAAAGAUGAAUGGGAAAGUGUAUUAAAGAAGCUGAAAAAGAAUCAAAAUUUGGAAAUUAAAGAAUGUUUAAUUGAAGAUGAUGAAGGUAACGAGCUACAGAUGCAUGAUUUGCUGUGCCAAAUGGGUCAGGAAAUUGUAUGUGAUGAAGUUAAAGAACCUGGUAAACGCAGUAGGUUGUGCGAUGUUGUGGAAGGAACCGCAGCAGUUGAAGUCAUAUCAUUGGACAUGUUUGAAAUUGAAAAAAAUGUGAUAGUGCAUCCUGGAGCCUUCUCAAACAUGCGCAACCUACGACUUCUCAGAGUUUAUUAUGGCCGAUCCGAGGUUCUACCUCUCAUCGUGAGUCCCAACUUAUCAUUACUCUUGCCACUUAAGCUCUUCUCCGCAUCCUUAGCAACUAUCGCUGCUAUAACUUCCUUCACAUCCAAGCCAUAUAGCCAUUGCUUCAAAUUGAUGUGGUUCGGUAGUGAUUUAGCCAUGUACCUCUCUUCCAAAACUCUCCAAACAUCAGUCGCCGUUGUUUCCUUUGACACCUCUCUCAACACCUUGUCUCCAAGACCAAGAAUUAUUGAACUAUAUGCCUUUUUCAAUAAUUCCCUCCUCUUUCUAACAUCCAUUGUUUCCAGUAAAUGUUCCUCACCUUCUAAAGCCACAUCUAAUCCUUCCUUUAAUAAUACCGCCUUCAUUUUCAUCUUCCAAAGGCCAAAAGUAUUUGAGCUCGUGAAUUUCUCCACCUCAAACUUAGUGGACAUGGUCAAGUUUGCUUGGGUACACUACAAUCAACCUAGCUUCAGCCAAUGGGAGUCAUACCCUUCGAAAUCAUUGCCAUCACAAUUUAAUCCUGAGAAUCUUGUUGGACUUCUACUUCGUGGCAGCCAUGUUGAAAAGCUUUGGAAUACGCAUAAAUAUCUUCCAGUGUUAAGAAGGAUGGAUCUUAGUUUUUCCAAGUUCCUUACUCAAGUACCAAAUUUGACAUGGGCUCCUAAUUUGGAAAAGAUAAAUCCUAAAGGUUGUAUAAGCUUGGUUAUAAUGCCUAUUCCUCCACCUAAAGUUAUUGGGACUGGCCUGAUAUGGUUGUGGGAUUCCAUAUCAACAAUGCUUCUGGUUACGGCCUUGGUCUGCACACUAGUAGAUGCAGUCCGUGGAGUCACUGUCGUUCUGGAUACGGCCCAAGGGGCUAGCACCAUGAUAGAUAUGACUAAAGGUGCUACUGGAAUGGAUGCAGCCCUAAAGGCUGACAUUCCAAUAGGUGUUGAUAAGACUUGA
Ziziphus jujuba (common jujube) is the source of this 1740-nucleotide messenger RNA. Its product is annotated as disease resistance protein RPV1-like. The record is from RefSeq and is a predicted model, not a curated record. NCBI's taxonomy places the organism in Eukaryota, Viridiplantae, Streptophyta, Magnoliopsida, Rosales, Rhamnaceae. Gene Ontology annotation, biological process: defense response. Gene Ontology annotation, molecular function: ADP binding. The transcript is spliced from 8 exons. Bases 1 to 1740 code for a protein of 579 amino acids.